This is a messenger RNA of Elephantulus edwardii (Cape elephant shrew), 1074 nucleotides long. It is a transcript of the gene GPANK1, whose product is annotated as G patch domain and ankyrin repeats 1. NCBI's taxonomy places the organism in Eukaryota, Metazoa, Chordata, Mammalia, Macroscelidea, Macroscelididae. Bases 1 to 1074 code for a protein of 357 amino acids. The transcript has 2 exons. Gene Ontology annotation, molecular function: nucleic acid binding; protein binding. The record is from RefSeq and is a predicted model, not a curated record.
AUGUCCAAGCCCUCCCUCAUCACCUUUACUCCAGCCAGAGAUUCUAAUGACCUCUGGAAAGAUGGUCAGCAACAACGGCAGCCCCAGUUUGAGGAGGUGGAACCUGCCUUGGAUGGGUCUGCAAUCCGAGCUUUCUAUGAGUCUUUGAUUUCUGAGGAGAACAACUCCACUGAGCCCCAGAGAUCACAGUCAGAGCCCGCCAGGAAGAUAAAAAGGAAGAAAAGAAGACUGAGGAGGGAGGUUGCAGCAGAAGCAGUGACAGCAGCAGCAUCAGAGGGAUAUGGACAAGAAUCCCUUGAGGCAGAGGACAAGAUGACCAACUGCAUACUGAGGGCAGCUCAGGAGGGUGACCUGGCAGAACUCAGAAGACUGUUGGAGCCCCGAGAGGCUGGAGGAGCUGGAGGAAAUAUCAAUACGCGGGAUACCUUCUGGUGGACGCCCCUGAUGUGUGCUGCACAAGCAGGCCAGGGAGCAGCUGUGCAGUAUCUUCUGGGCCGAGGAGCUGCCUGGGUGGGAGUCUGUGAGCUGGGUGGCCGGGAUGCUGCCCAGUUGGCCGAAGAAGCAGGCUUUCCUGAAGUGGCCCGUAUGGUCAGGGAGAGCCAUGGAGAGAUAAGAAGCCCCACGAGCCGACCCCACUCUCGCACACCACAGUAUUGUGAGACCUGUGAUACCCACUUUCAAGAUGCCAACCAUCACACAUCCACUGCUCAUCUGCUUUCACUGUCCCAGGCUCCAUGGCCCCCCAGCCUACCUCCUGGGGUGCCUUCCUCCAGCCCAGGCUUCAAGUUGUUGCUGAGAGGGGGCUGGGAGCCAGGAAUGGGGCUAGGACCUCGAGGUGAAGGUCGUGCAAACCCUAUCCCCACCAUCCUUAAGAGGGACCAGGAGGGACUUGGUUAUAGAUCAGCUCCGCAGCCCCGAAUCACACACUUCCAGGCUUUGGAUACCCGGGCUGUGGCUGGGAGAAAGCGAACCCCUCGGUUGACCACCCUGACCCAAAGAGAAGAGAGAAGGCAAGAAGAGAAGAGCAGGGCUUGGGAGCGAGAUCUCAGGACAUACAUGAACCUUGAUUUCUGA